Mercenaria mercenaria is the source of this 396-nucleotide messenger RNA. RefSeq lists its product as uncharacterized. The transcript has a single exon. Bases 1 to 396 code for a protein of 131 amino acids. The record is from RefSeq and is a predicted model, not a curated record. NCBI's taxonomy places the organism in Eukaryota, Metazoa, Mollusca, Bivalvia, Venerida, Veneridae.
AUGGGUAAAUUGAUAAAGAAAUUUUGGGAAAUUGAUACGGUAGGGGCUGGUGUUAAUGAAGGUCAAGGUGAAUAUUCAUUGAAGGACAGACAAAUAUUGGACAAGACAAAAGAAUCGGUUCAGUACAAAGAUGGUCGGUAUGAAUUUUCCAUUCCAUGGAAAGACAGUCAAGAAAAUGCGCGUCUACCAGACAAUUAUGAAAUGGCAUUCAAACGUCUUCAGAACACUGAAAAGAAAUUGAAGAAUAAUCCUGAAGUUGCCGAACUAUAUAGAAAAUGUAUUGAAAACUACCAGAAAAAGGAUAUAUUGAAAAGUGUACAGAAAAGGACAAUGGUGAUAGGUGGUUAUUACCGCAUUUUCCGGUUAUCAAUAUGUCGAAAGAAACAACCAAAGUAA